Molecule: messenger RNA, 2177 nt
Organism: Soboliphyme baturini
Lineage: Eukaryota; Metazoa; Nematoda; Enoplea; Dioctophymatida; Soboliphymatidae
Source: the annotation of a GenBank genome assembly
AAACGGGUUGGCCUUUUGAUGAUCUUGGACUUGCAGUUUCGCUGGUGGUAUUCUGAAAAUGACCUGUUUGUAAAUCUGCGUAAUCGAAUAGAAAAGGUUGCGUACCUGCAGCACCUCGAAACUGUUUCUUGCCGUUACCGUCAAAUUCUGGACGCAUCCAAUUAUGCUCACGCGCUGAAAGUCGGUACAGCCAAAUUAGGCGACUCUUUGUUGUCAUUAUUGGUCAGACUGCACAACAGAAUGGCAGAGAGCGAUUAUCGACCCCCGCCCUCUUUCCCUUCUUCCUCCGAAGCCGGUGAUACCGAUGCCGAGUCAGCAAGCUAUGGCGAUGGUCCGCAUGCCAUUAGAAGACUGCUCAACCGUGUCUGCGCUUUGGACGAGGCUUGCAGAACCGAACUGGAAAGUAUAUGCAACACGUUGUAUGCUUGCCGAAGUGCAUCGUCGGAAAGCAUGCACCUGGUGAAAAAGAAGCAAAUGGCCAAGGAGCGGCAGAAGAGGGUGAUGGCUCAGUUCGCUGCCAAACAGCAGGCAGUGAUGAGUCACUACCUUAAAACUGUCGGUUCAUCAUCACAGACAGCAAGCAGCAGCAGCGUGUCAACGGAUGUGAUGACGGGGGAUAGGCUGUCUGAUUACGACACUGACGUUUACGAGUGCGUCAUAUGCAGUCAAGCCGACAGCAGCUGCCCGAAAAGACCGAUCUGUUUGGUGGCGUCGGCACAGUCGACCAACAUUUUUAAAAAGUGUACGUUGCCGCCGAACUUUGGCUUUGAUACAGUCCUCCUGAGGGAUGCAGAAAAGAGCCGCGGCUCAUUGGAUCAUUUUUGGCACAUGAAGAAGGAAGAGAAAUUCAAGUAUUCCAACUUGUCGUGUACAGACGAGUACUGUUUCCUCGAUACCGAAUCAGUCUUCAUCCAGUGCUGUGGCCAUUUCGUACAUAAAGACUGUUUAGAUGCCUAUCGAGAUACUUUGCGGUCAGACCAGAGACCAAGGCACACAACUGUAUUAGAAGUGUCGCAUGGCGAAUUCCUGUGCCCGUUAUGCCGUCAGAUCUCCAACUUCUGUAUGCCCGUGCUGUCAGCCAUCGAAGACCGUCCGUGCACUUUCGACGACCACAGCAACGACGCAAUGUUCAGUGACCUACCUUCAUUACUAACCUGUUCCGUGUACGAGGAGAUUGAGGACGAUAUCGUGCCCACUUCACGCACUAUUAUGUUGGGCUGUAUGAAGCGCUUCAACGAGAACGUUCCGUACUAUCAGCAAAGCCAGUGUGGUUUCUUCUGUAAUCUUAUCAGAAUGAAUCUCGCACUUAUGGCAGAGUUCAAGGAAAAGCUUGAAAAGCGAAAUCUGCAUUGCACGAGCCUGUUGUUGAGGUUUGUAUCUCGCUUGAUCCAAUUUUACCACUCCGCGCGAGCACCUUUUAACGUCGAUGAACAGAUGUUUCUGUUGACCGGUCUUCCCAGCAGAGCCGCUUGCACAUGGCAAAUCUUGCAAGAACAGAAACGGCCGUUCCCGUUGUUGAUGGUGGACAUGGAGUUGGCUCUCGUUCACGCAUCGGUGUUAUUUAUGCAGAACAGCAAAUGCGAGAGACACUUUCGGGCAUUAUGCCAGGCAUUCUGGAAUCCGUUGGUGGUGCAAAUAUGCCUAGGUGAACUGUGUCGAUUGGGAGUCGGACUGAAAGUACCAACACCUUCGUCGAAACAGAAUGUCGUCAGAUGUGGAUCAGUCACCGAGUUAAUGCGCUACCUCUUGUGUUUCGAUAUGAACAACUGUACGCGAUUAGAGCUGUUCAAUACGGUUACAUGUACCGAGAAGGAAGAAGAAGAGUUUAUGGAUUCUAUAGUUCAGUCUAUCUGCGUCCGUUCGAUGGAGUUCUUGCGCAUUGCGGCCCUGCUGAAAUGCCUGAUUACCGGCACCUCAUUACCAGACCGCAAUUUGGAUGACUUUCAGACCCUGAAGCGUUUUUGUCUUUUGCGUGAUGGCGAAAGGGACCUGACGUUGCAUUCUGAAUACGGACCGAGUGCCAUCGAACGCUGGUUCGUACAACUAACGCAGCUACGGGCUUCACAUCCAAUCAAGUCACUGGUACGUAUGUUCAAUGACCUCCCUCCCGGAAUGGGACUAUUCGGCUCAGCCCUCUCGACACCAUCAGGUAGGCGUAUGUUUAAAUAUGUAUAAUU